This is a messenger RNA of Poecilia reticulata (guppy), 4131 nucleotides long. RefSeq names its product diacylglycerol kinase, epsilon (gene dgke). NCBI's taxonomy places the organism in Eukaryota, Metazoa, Chordata, Actinopteri, Cyprinodontiformes, Poeciliidae. The record is from RefSeq and is a predicted model, not a curated record. Gene Ontology annotation, biological process: phospholipase C-activating G protein-coupled receptor signaling pathway. Gene Ontology annotation, molecular function: ATP-dependent diacylglycerol kinase activity. Gene Ontology annotation, cellular component: membrane.
AACGUCGUGUUUCGACGUGAUGCCGUCCUCUUCCUGUUUGUAGUUUUUCAUCUUCAAACUACAAAGCAGCAUCCUGUUGAUGCCAGUGAACAUGAGCUCGGCGGGGAGUCGUCGCUUGGUGGUGACUCUGCGCUUCUCUUCGCCCAUUUGCGCUCCUUGAAAGCCCGUCGCUUGUGUCCGGACCGCGGCAGCGAUGUGCCAGGAGGGGGGCGAGGCGAGGGAGGACUGCGGCUCCCGGGAGGAGUGGACGCUGCUGUUCUGGACCUCUCUGGCCGUCAUCGUCCCGGUCAUCCUUACGCUGUGGUGCAGCGCGCAGCGCUCCAAGAGGAAGACCUACAUGAAGGAGUUCUUCCGGAAGAGCAAACACGGCUGGCACUACACGGACCUCUUCAACAAGCCCACCUACUGCUGCGUCUGCUCGCAGCACAUCCUGCACGGAGCUUUCUGCGACUGCUGCGGCGUGUGCGCCGACGAGCAGUGCCUGCGCCGGGCCGACAGGAGCCUCCCCUGCAAAGAGAUCAUGGCCCCGUCUCGCCCUGACGGAUCCACGGAGCACCGCUGGGUCCGCGGAAACGUGCCGCUGGCGAGUUACUGUGCUGUGUGCAAGCAGCAGUGUGGGACUCAGCCUAAGCUCUGCGACCUCAGGUGUGUCUGGUGUCAGACCACAGUCCACGACGACUGCAUGGACGGCUUAGAGGACGCAGAAACGUGUGACCUGGGCGAGUUCCACAGCCUCAUCAUCCCGCCUCACUACCUCUACCUUGUCAACAAGCUGCGCCGCCGGCACCCUGACGAGUUCACCAAGCUGGGGGCUUCCUGUGGCAGUAGCUGGACUCCUGUGUUGGUGUUGGCCAACACACGGAGCGGCAACAACAUGGGGGAGGCUCUGCUGGGAGAGUUUCGAACGCUCCUCAACCCUGUGCAGGUGUUUGACCUUUCUGAGCUGACUCCUUCCAAAGCCCUCCAGCUGUGCACCCUGCUGCCCCCGGGCAGGGUCCGGGUGCUGGUGUGUGGAGGUGAUGGCACUGUGGGCUGGGUCCUGGACGCAAUAGAUGCAAUGAAGCUCAAGGACCAAGAUCAGUUUAUCCCCAGGGUGACCAUCCUUCCUCUGGGGACAGGAAACGACCUUUCCAACACUCUGGGCUGGGGAGCCGGGUACGCUGGGGAGAUCCCAGUGGAGCAGGUUCUCCGUAACGUUCUGGACGCAGAAGUGGUGAAAAUGGACAGAUGGAAGGUCCAAGUAGCGUCAAAGGGGGUCUACUUUCGGAAACCAAAGGUUCUUUCCAUGAACAACUACUUCUCUGUGGGUCCGGAUGCUCUGAUGGCGCUCAACUUCCACGCCCACCGUGAGAAAACACCCUCAUUCUUCUCCAGCCGCAUCAUAAACAAGGCCGUGUACUUCCUGUAUGGCACCAAAGAUUGUUUAGUGCAGGAAUGUAAAGAUCUGGAUAAAAGGAUUGAGCUGGAGCUGGACGGGGAGAGGGUGGUGCUGCCCAGCCUGGAGGGCAUCAUCGUUUGCAACAUCGGCUACUGGGGAGGAGGCUGCCGGCUCUGGGAGGGGAUGGGAGACGAACCCUGCCCCCCGACUCGGGUGGAUGACGGGCUGCUGGAGGUUGUGGGUGUGUUUGGUUCUUUCCACUGCGCUCAGAUCCAGGUCAAGUUGGCAAACCCUGUGCGAUUGGGACAGGCACACACCGUCAGGCUGGUUCUGAAGAACUCCACCAUGCCCAUGCAGGUGGACGGGGAGCCUUGGGCUCAGGGGCCCUGCACCAUCACCAUCACCCAUAAGACCCAGACCUUCAUGCUGUACCACAGCACAGAGCAGACAGACGAUGACGACGACGAGUCCAGCGCCUCCGAGCCGGAGAGCCCGGCCCCCCAUGACUCCCCAAGCCCACGUGGUUGACUACUGUGCAAGCAUGAUGCGCCUCAGGCGUCACGAGAUCCUGAAACGCCUCUUAUCUUGGUUUCUGUUUUACAGUCCGACUUCACUGGUCCGCCGUCUGCUCGAGUUUGUCUCCACUUCAUACACCGAGUCUCGGUUUUGAAUCCUUGUUUUGUGUUCUUUGUCCUUUAUCUUCGAACCGUCAUUUGUUGCAGCUGAGAGCUCAGGCAUUUGCUAUCUGGACCAGUCAGGCAUGUUGAGGAAAGCUUUCUGUUUAUUUGCACUGAUCCCUCGUGCCAUGUAGAUUAUAGAGUCUAGAGAUAACUGUGCUGUAUUUAUUCUGCUAUAUUUAAAACCGAGUGUUCCUUUUAGUGAGCCAAAUUUAACUUGUUCUCCUAGCCCUCUAAAAGCCAUGUCAGACCUGCAGCAGGCUAUGAAAAGCUGAUACAAGGAAGAGUCGUGUAAGAGAUGACGGACGUCAUCAACUCUCAGUGAUUCAUCUUACGUUUCAUGGUCUAAACCAAGCACAAAAGAAAGCUCUCUCUUGUGUCUGUUGCUGAAACUUUGAACGUUUGCCAAAAGAUCCAUGAAGGUGACAGAAUGGCCACCGCCAAGAUUCAGUAACUUGCAGACGUAUUCUUGCACCUCGGAGCUUUCCACAUUUUGUCAAGUUACAAUGAGAGAUGUCGGUGUGUUUUACUGGGAUUUGAUGUGAUAGACGAGCAUAAAGUCCAGCAUAACUAUGAAAUGGAAGGGAAGUGGGAGAGUUUUCAAGUUUUUAACGAAAAUAUAAAGUGUUGGGAAUACAUUUGUAUUCAUAACCCUGAGUAGAGGCUGUGCUUCCAGUUUUUUGGGAGCUGCCUCUCCUGUACCCCAAUCCUUCUUCCAAGCAACUCUGCCCAUCAGUCCAAACAUCUCCACAGCACACAGGACAUCAUUUCUAUCUCUAGAUGACUACUGAGAGCAGUAAGUUGCUCCCAGAAUUUUGAAAAACAUGAUUAAUUUUCAUUCGCCUUCAAACACAUGUACUGUUUUCUGUUGGCCUGUCACAUCAAACCACAAUAAAACAUACUCAAGUUGGAAAUGUUACAGUUUUCACCUUUUAAUCAUGAGACGCUGCUCCUUUAGUUCGCAUCUUUGGAGCAAUUUGAGAAGCUUUCCCCAUGUGCGGAAUAUUCAGAUUCACUAGAUGUCCCUGCAGGAAACGGGCCGACUCGUUGAGGGUUGAUAUAAAAGCACUGCCAAGUCGAUAUGGAACUACUUUGUCAGCAUGUAAAAAAAAAAAAAAAAAACUUCUUUCCUCAUCUUUGCAAACUGUUUACAUACUUUGUGUUGCACUCGAACAUAACUCCUAUCCAUGUUACUGCUAUAAAUUAUACCUGCUGAUGAAAUUUUACAUUGUGCAAGCGGUCCUUCAGCUUCUCGUGUAUUACCUGUUCUCACCACCAGGGGACAGUAUUUAGCGAUAGAGCUUUUCAGACCCCUUUAGUUCAGUAGUUGCAGCAUCUGUUGCGUGUACCUCCAUGUGUUGCUCGGGGUGAGGCUGUUGCACUUCGUGUUUGUCGGAAAUCCUGGCGCUGGCAGGAUUCCUGGCGCUCCGAGCCAUAUCAGGAAAAGUCUGUAGGAUGUCUGGUUAAAGGUUUGCUGCAGCAGGCUUUGAGAUUGAACAGGAUCAAUAAUUAACCAUGAUGAUGCCUUGCUGGACGACACCUGCUUUAUCUUUUAAUAUGCGUCUACCAGAGCUUUGUGUUGUGAUGAAGCAGCAUUUAUGAAGCUCAAACUGCAGGAUUCUCCCAGUUUCCUUUUGUAAAGCUGAUUUGACAUUUUUUUGCAGGAUGGCGUCAUUUGCUGGGCCAGACUGCCCUCCUGUGCAUUUAUGAGAUUUUAAGCUGGCUUGUAAACAGUAUUGCUUUAAAGCUAAAAUGUCAGUGACAGAAAAGCAGCUUCAGCUUUAAAAACUCCACUAAAUGACUUGAAAUACUUGUAUAAUCAACUACUUACUUUUCUGCUGUCAAAAUUGCUUUAAGAAUCUAAUGAUAAUCAGCAACUUUAGGAAGACUUGUGUGAUCCCAGUUUACUACAAACUACCAUGAAACAGAGCUCAGAGGAAAACAAGCGUUUAUUGCCAACAAUCAUAAAAAAAAUGUCUGUUUACAAAAUGUGACAAGAACCAACUUUGAUUGAGAUGAAUGUAAAGAGGUGAUGUUUUGAAUUUGAAGACAUUCCCAUAAAUAUUUUCAUACAUA